AUGCUUAUGGUCAUCAUCAGUAUAAGUAGUGCAAACACAGGUUAUGAUGGUUCAUUAUUAAAUGCUUUCCAAUCUAUCCCUGACUGGAUGAGAGCAAUGUCCAACCCAACAGGUGCCACUUUAGGUGCCUUAUCAAAUGGGGUUGUCUUUGGUGUUGCUUUAGGGUUCUUUGUAACUUCAUAUGUUUCUGAUCGUUUUGGUAGAAGAAAUACAAUCACCAUUGGUAAUGCCUUCAUGUUUGGUGGUUCAGUUGUUCAAUCAUGUGCAGGUACUUGGUUAACAGUCUCUGGAGAACGCGAUCAUGAUGAUGGUAUGAGAACAUAUGCUAUGUUUUUAAUUGCACGUAUCAUUAUUGGGUUUGGUAAUUCAAUGACUAUGGUUGCUUCACCAUCAUUAAUUUCAGAAUUAUCCUAUCCAACACACAGAGAAGUUGUCACUGCAUUUUAUAACUCCAAUUGGUAUUUAGGUGCCAUUGUUUCAUCCUGGUGUAGUUAUGGUACAAGAAAUUUGAGUUCAAAUUGGUCAUGGAGAGUUCCAACAAUCUUGCAAGGAUUUUUCCCAUUAAUUCAAUUCUUUUUGAUUUACUUAGUUCCUGAAUCACCAAGAUUUUUGGUUUCAAAAGGUAGAAAUGAUGAAGCAAGAGACAUUUUGUUGAAACAUCAUGGUGGUGGUGAUGAAUCAAAAGGUGGUGCAUUAGUUGAUUUUGAAUUGGCUGAAAUUGAAAUGGCUAUCGAAGAGGAAAAACUUGCUGAUAAAUCCUCUUACUUGGAUUUCUUCAAAACACCAGGUAACAGAAAACGUUUAUGGAUCUUGGUUUGGAUUGCUAUUUUAAUGCAAUUGUCUGGUAAUGGAUUGGUUUCUUACUAUUUGAAUAAAGUUUUGGUAUCAAUUGGUAUAAAUAAUACUGAUGAACAAUUAUUAUUCACUGGUGGUUUGAUGAUCUAUAACUAUGUCAUCUCUAUUUUUAUCAAUUUAUUUGCAUUCCAACAUACCAAAAGAAGACCAAUGUUUAUUAUCUCAGUCAGUUUGAUGUUGUUGUUCUAUGUUAUUUGGACAAUUCUUUCAGCUAUUAACCAACAGAGAAAUUUUGAAGAUAAAGCAUUAGGUAAAGGUGUUUUGGCAAUGAUUUUUUUGUACUAUUUUGCUUAUAACUUGGGUUUGAAUGGGUUGCCAUAUCUUUACAUGACUGAAAUCACAUCUUAUCAAAUCCGUGCAAAAGGUAUUAAUAUCAAUGUUUUCGGUCAAGAAUUGGGCCAAAUCUAUAACAACUUUGUCAAUCCGAUUGCUAUGGAUGCAAUUGAAUGGAAAUAUUAUAUCGUUUGGUGUUGUAUUUUGGCUGUUGAAUUGAUUGUUGUGAUCUUGACAUUUGUUGAAACUUCAGGACGCACCUUGGAAGAAGUUGCUGAGGUGUUUGAUGAAAAGAUUGAAAACUUUGAUAUGAAGCUGAUCAAAGAGAAAGCUCAAAUAUCUCAUGCUGAACACGUUGAUAAUUCAAAUGAUGGUUCUAGUGUGACAGAUAAAAGUACUGGGCUCAUGGUUUAG
Messenger RNA from Hansenula anomala, 1542 nucleotides. RefSeq lists its product as uncharacterized. Gene Ontology annotation, biological process: carbohydrate transport; transmembrane transport. Gene Ontology annotation, cellular component: membrane. The transcript has a single exon. Lineage: Eukaryota; Fungi; Ascomycota; Saccharomycetes; Phaffomycetales; Wickerhamomycetaceae. Gene Ontology annotation, molecular function: carbohydrate:proton symporter activity. Bases 1 to 1542 code for a protein of 513 amino acids. The record is from RefSeq and is a predicted model, not a curated record.